UCCUUCACUAGUCCACUCUUGCUCAGAGGAUUGAAUUUUGCCUUUGUUUCUAUUAAUCUCAUUGCUAGUAUAUAUACCCUUCUCGCUACCUGCCUUGCUCUCACACCCACGACUCAACAAGAACUUCCCUCUUCUCCAUCUUCCUCCCCAUUAAUCACCAAAAGAAAAGAGGCCAAACACUUGUAACCCUUUUCUUAAUUUGAGAAUGGGGGGAGUUUGGAAUUUCAAGGAUGGCGUGAUCCGUCAGGCGGAUCAAGGCGGGCAGAGGAAGGCCUUAGUUCACUUGCCAUCGGGCGAGGUCGUCUCGUCUUACUCGUCACUUGAGCAAAUCCUGAGGGGCCUUGGGUGGGAGCGGUACUCGAGCACAGGCUCCGAGCUCUUGCAGUUCCACAAGCACUCUUCCAUCGAUCUCAUCUCUCUCCCUAGGGACUUCUCCAAGUUCAACUCUGUUCACAUGUACGACAUCGUUGUCAAGAACCCUAACAUAUUCAGGGUUCGUGAUAAAUAACCUCUGCUCACUACCCAAAGUCUUUCUCUUGUUAUUCCUAUCUAUUCGUGUGUUUUCCUAGUUUCCUUGUGUUCUGGUGUAAUGCAGAAAUUCAUCUUGUCUUUGAUGAAUGAAUUUUUCUGCACUUCAAUCGGAUUGAUACCUGGAUCUGUUCACAUGUACGACAUCAUCGUCAGGAACCCUAACAGAUGCAGGGUUCGCAAUAUUUUAGCAUCCGCUCGUUAUCCAAAGCCUUUCUCCUGUUAUUCCUAUCAA
This is a messenger RNA of Eucalyptus grandis, 763 nucleotides long. RefSeq names its product flowering-promoting factor 1-like protein 2. The record is from RefSeq and is a predicted model, not a curated record. Gene Ontology annotation, biological process: vegetative to reproductive phase transition of meristem; regulation of flower development. Lineage: Eukaryota; Viridiplantae; Streptophyta; Magnoliopsida; Myrtales; Myrtaceae. The transcript has a single exon. Bases 206 to 508 code for a protein of 100 amino acids.